Messenger RNA from Symbiodinium sp. CCMP2592, 1428 nucleotides. Lineage: Eukaryota; Dinophyceae; Suessiales; Symbiodiniaceae. The record is from the annotation of a GenBank genome assembly.
AUGAGCGGCAAAACGGCAUUCAUGGCCGGUGCGCCAGCUGCUAAGAAACCUACGACAUCUCCGCCUCCAAGCCUUACCGCUCCCCUGGAAUUCGAUGUGAAGGCGACAGCCAUGAAAGGUGCUUCCCCGGUGCCGACGAAGCGAGACCUUCCAACCUCGAAGCCCGUGACUUCGAAAGGCCAAGCCCAACCCGUGCAGCCCGGACCGGUAGAGACACCGAAGCAACCCGGACCGGUACAGACGCCGAAGCAACCCGGACCGGUACAGAUGCCGAAGAGUGCUGCCAAGCCUCUUCCAGCCGAAGGCAGCAGAACCAGCAGUCUGGCAGUCAUGGGCCGUCCGCCAGCCUCGGGACAAGCUGGCUUCCCGAAAGUGCCGGUGCCGAUAAAGCAAUGUCCCAACACACCCACGAAGCAAGCAGUGAAGAGCCAGCCAACAGCUGAUGAUGUUACCAUGGCGAGCCCACCUGUGCCAAAGGCCUCCCCAAAGCCGAGCCCAGCCAAGGAUGUGCACAUGUCGGGUUCUACGCCAACCCCUGCCAAAGUUGGGACACCUUUCAAGCCAGGCUACACGCCCGUCAAGAGCCCGGACUACAAGAAAGCCCGGAGGGCACUCUUUGAAGAUGCCGCCGAGGUGCCGGAAAGCUCUGCUUCGAAGCCUGAUCAACUGCCAGGCUGUCUCAUGAUCAUGCAUUGGGUGUCUGCCAAGUACAGCCAAAGCCAAGCUUCGCCGGCCGGGGUGCAGCCCAUCCGCAGGCCGGACAGCCUCACCACGGUGGCUCGCUCAACAAGCACUCUGGUGCUGGGGGACUUUCCGCGAGAGGAGGAGGACCCCUCGACAGGUGUCCGGAGGUUGAUCUUCGAGGGCUACUAUGGCAUGCCGUGCCAGGACAAGCAGUGGCCCCCUCUUGAAGAAGCUAUUCGCUUCCAAGACGCUUCGCCGAUGAUGUCCUGGAUCAAGGACGCCCUGCCUCGGCAUCCGCAGAAUGGUGUUGUGAUGGAGGAUGACAUCAGGACCGACUUGCUGAUGGACUCGGAUGGCCUAAAGUACUUAAUGCUACUCGUCAACGGAGCUUGGACAAAGGUUUCUGAGUAUGAGGCUCUGAAGGCCAAAACCGCAGCCGUGGCAGAGGCAGUCCACAACCAAGCCGAGAACAUGAUCCAGAAGCUUCGGCAACAGUUGGACAACGGCGAAUUGGGCGAGGACCUACUGCACAAACGUGCUACAGCCACGGAGCAGUGGAGGUCCAAGAAGAGCAAGGAGAUCCAGGAUCACCUGGAGCGGGCGGAGUUGGCUGCACUCGUGGCCAUCGACAAAUCAGUCGAUCCCCUCUUGGGCAAGUGGAACCUGUUCAACGAGUUUGGUUGGAUGCAAACAACGACGAUCGAGGAGGACAUAGGCGAGCAGCUCUUCAUGGACGAGCUGGAG